AUGGCCCCAUGCGUGGUGCCCAUGGGAGAACUUGCCAAUGAGUCAGAAGAUUUUGACUUCUCCGGUGCUUUAGGCACUCGAUAUCAGGAGACUCGGGCUUCGAGGACCAAUCCUCCAGCGGGACUACGUGAGGGCUUACUCUCGCACUUUACAGCGUUCCAGCUGCGGGCGAAGAGCACCCAUGAACAUGUGGAGGCCACGAGAGCGCCAGUGGACGUAUUCAAGGCCGAGCAGAUGUUGCUUGACUACGCUGAGAGCCUGGCUCGUGAAAUCGCUGCAGGACGCGAUGAGCUCCGCCGGUCUGGCAAGUGCCAAAUGAAUGCCGAGCUCAGUGCCCAGCAUGAUACACUUUGCUUCUGUCUCGCGGUGCUGGAGCUGAUCAUAGAGACGGCCCUUCGUCGUUAUGCUCCAACUGCACCUGGGCUCUUGCGGUGGUACUGUCGGCACUAUCUGGAAGGUGAAGAGGACGUUUCUGAUUGGUACCAAGGCGCGCAAGAUGCGUCGUCAGAUGAUGUCCUGUGUGAGGAUUCCCCUUUUUGGGAACCGAUCUGCCGGUUGGCGCUUGCUGACCGAAAGAGCGAAGUCGUCCAAUUGCUGAAGGGGAGCUCUGCAAGACGGGACAGCCACGUGAUUCUGUUCUGCGACUUUCUUUCAAAGUUCCCUUCUAUGCGAGAGAUGGAACUCGCUGGGGCGAGUGCCGUCGAAUUUGGCCAGGCCAUAGUGGAAAUGCAGGAUGCAGCACAAGGCAUCGCGUGCCAGCUCCCAGAGAAGCAUCCUUUGCGGCAGCUUUUGGAAGUUUACAUGAGGUCGAGCCAGGUUGACUUCGAAGCAAACAGGGACAUAUCCUGGAAAUAUAGCCGGAGCUGGAUUGAGGAUUUCGUGUUCAGCCAUGCAUGGGUAUUCCCGGACCUGCGCCGUGCCGAGCUCGGAGACUUGCUUCAGGCAGUUGCCCGACGUCGACAGGACGAAAGCAUCGACAAUGUAGACAGAGCUUUCGUCGCAGCCGUGAAGUGUGACGUGACGGCCUUGCUGGAGCUACUUACCUCCAUGCCGGAUAAGUUUCCUCAGUAUUUCGUGGUGCAUUUAGUGGAUUUGCUGUAUUAUGCAGGGCGGCUGUCACUGUCUGCCGAGCCAGACACUAAUCUUGCACCGCGGGACUGGCAUCUCAUAGCGUAUGCUGCGGAUCUGUGCCAGCCACCGCAGCAGCUACGUUGCGCUCUGAACUACUUGCGAGCGGGCGGUGCUAGUCAAGUUGCACGAUGCUUACAGGUCAUGGCUGACAAGUACUGUGCUAGUGCGGUCGGUGACAACAAGUCUAUGUGGGAAGCAUUGUCAGUUUUGGAUGACUUGGAGUUGGGUGAACUGGGUCGUCAACAUUGCUGGCAGCGUGCACGACUUCUCCAGAAUUCCGGUGACUUGCUGGGUGCUUUGUCCUGGGCAUGUUGGGCAGUUGUGGGCAUUCCCAGCUUGGAGCAAGAGGAGAUUUGUGUGGACAAGCUGGAUAAAGGAGCAGCUGAUAUCUCAGACUUCUGUGAUGGCAUUGUCGAGAACGGCAUGUUUGCUCUCCUUGAGGCUCUUGCUCCAGCAAACCUGGAAGAAUCCUUCGACGACUGUCCCUCUCCUGCGUUAUUAGCCGCGAUGGCCCCGCCUGGUGCCCCAGCACCUUUGCCAACGCUUCCAGCUUCCGCUCGCCUUUACUUCUUCAUCCAGUAUGCCCGCUGCCAUGCCUUGCACGUGGCUGGCAGGCCGACUGCGUCCUGGGCGCCUGUUCUGGUGAAGUUGCUAUCCCAUGGUUUUGCUUCGGCUGCCGUGCAGCUUCAGGUGUUGCAGGAGGAACUGUCUGGGGUGCUUGAAGAGGAUCCGUGCCCAUUCGAGACAGAGGAGGUUCUUGCACUCAUGCGGAUUGCCAAUGUGGCAAUGGCCGAAGAGCCGAAGGAGACUUCUGAGAAGGUCCGUGAUCUUCACAGAUCCUUGGGCAUGUGCUUGAGCCGAGCUAUCCUCCAAGGGUCAGGGCGGCUUGGCAGUCGCUCCGUGCCGCAUACACCUGUUCUGAUGGCAUAG
Molecule: messenger RNA, 2061 nt
Organism: Symbiodinium sp. CCMP2456
Lineage: Eukaryota; Dinophyceae; Suessiales; Symbiodiniaceae
Source: the annotation of a GenBank genome assembly